AUGUCCUACCAAAAGCCGUGUUACGAGAUUGGGCGUUUCUCUAUCAACUGCAACGCUCAUGGACUGGGAUUUCUUGACCCUCCAUCGCUCGACAUCAUCUUCAGCAUCUCCAACAUCCUUGCUGGCGAUCUUGCCAAAAGCAAGGCGGCGUGGUUGUCGUACAUGGUACACCUUGGUGGACUGACGUUUUGUGUCGGCAAGAACGCACUACGAAUUCCAAACUUAGUGACUGCAGAGCGAUUUGGGAGCGCUAUUCUGCACAGGCAUCAAGCAGCUCUGGAGGAUGUGAAUGGCGCGUUUAAGUUAUUAAUCGACAAUGGAAACAUCGACAGAAUCCUCGGACUAUAUGCCCGCGGUAUGCAGGAACACGAUGUCGGAGCCCAUGAUUUCAAAAAGAAGGAGGAGGAUCACUGUAACUCGAUAUGUUUCACCCUACUGGCUAAUAUCCACCCGUCCCUUCGGAAAGUUGGCGUCGAGACGAGCAUUACAAAGCCUUCGGGAACGCCAGGUCGAAUUGACAUGCUGGUAUCCGUUACGUCGCGAAAGCAGCUGUUUGUUCUGGAGUGGAAGUCCAUCCAAAUCGAUUUCAUCGAGAUUGGAUCUGGAUCACGAUUGAAAAGGGCCGAUGCCCUCGCGGAUAUUCCCGUUGCCAGCGAGGUGUUGGAUCUAACGUUCAGGAACGACGAAUUUCGAGCUGGACAGACCAUCAAGGAAUGGAUUCUGAAUGGACCGAAAGAUAGCAUAGGGCAUUCCCCUCAACAACAGCUUCGUGACUACGCGCAGAGCCGAGAGAUCAAGAAGUGGGAAAAAGAUGGCUAUGCAAUCACGCCGGUUCUUGUCGUCGUAGUUAGAUCUCGCCUCGUUCUUUUGUGGAAUCUUGCAGGCGAUAAGCUCGACGCAUCUCCACGACUCGCUCUCGAGUGA
Molecule: messenger RNA, 924 nt
Organism: Linnemannia hyalina
Lineage: Eukaryota; Fungi; Mortierellomycota; Mortierellomycetes; Mortierellales; Mortierellaceae
Source: the annotation of a GenBank genome assembly